Molecule: messenger RNA, 1820 nt
Organism: Talpa occidentalis (Iberian mole)
Lineage: Eukaryota; Metazoa; Chordata; Mammalia; Eulipotyphla; Talpidae
Gene: MFSD1
Product: major facilitator superfamily domain containing 1
Exons: 16
Coding region: 78-1463 (461 amino acids)
Biological process (GO): transmembrane transport
Cellular component (GO): lysosome
Molecular function (GO): transmembrane transporter activity
Source: RefSeq, a predicted model, not a curated record
CGUUUCAGGGACUCCCGGCGCGGAGCCGUCCUAGGUCUCGGACCUGCAGCUGCUGGAACGUCUGGGUGCCCGACCGAAUGGAGGAGGAGGAGGAGGCGCGCGCGCUGCUGGCGGGCGGAGGCGCCCCCGAGGCUCCCGCGGCCCCCGCGGCGCUGCCGGCCCUCUGUGAUCCCCGCCGCUUGGCGCACCGGCUGGUGGUGCUGCUGCUGAUGUGCUUCCUCGGCUUUGGCAGCUAUUUUUGCUAUGAUAAUCCUGCUGCUCUUCAGACUCAGGUUAAGCAGGAUAUGCAGGUGAAUACCACGAAAUUCAUGCUGCUGUAUGCCUGGUAUUCUUGGCCCAAUGUAGUUUUGUGUUUCUUUGGUGGCUUUUUGAUAGACCGAGUGUUUGGAAUACGAUGGGGCACCAUUAUUUUUAGCUGCUUUGUUUGCAUUGGACAGGUUAUUUUUGCUCUUGGUGGAAUAUUUAAUGCUUUUUGGCUGAUGGAGUUUGGAAGGUUUGUGUUUGGGAUUGGUGGAGAGUCAUUAGCAGUUGCCCAGAACACAUACGCUGUGAGUUGGUUUAAAGGCAAAGAACUGAACCUGGUGUUUGGACUCCAGCUUAGCAUGGCUAGAAUUGGAAGUACAGUGAACAUGAACCUCAUGGGAUGGCUGUAUUCAAAGAUUGAAUCUUUGAUGGGGUCUGCUGGUCACACGACCCUUGGGGUCACCCUUAUGAUCGGGGGUAUAACCUGUAUUCUUUCACUGAUCUGUGCCUUGGCCCUUGCUUACUUGGAUCAGAGGGCAGAAAGAAUUCUUCAUAAAGAACAAGGAAAAACAGGUGAAGUUAUUAAGUUAACAGAUGUGAAGGACUUCUCCUUGCCCCUCUGGCUCAUAUUCCUCAUCUGUGUCUGCUAUUAUGUUGCUGUUUUCCCUUUUAUUGGGCUCGGGAAAGUUUUCUUUAUAGAGAAAUUUGGAUUUUCUUCCCAGGCAGCAAGUGCAAUUAACAGUGUCGUAUAUGUCAUAUCAGCUCCCAUGUCCCCAGUAUUUGGACUCCUGGUGGAUAAAACAGGAAAGAACAUCAUCUGGGUCCUGUGCGCUGUGGCUGCCACGCUUGCGUCCCACAUCAUGCUGGCGAUGACGUUGUGGAACCCGUGGAUUGCCAUGAGUCUCCUGGGAGUCUCCUAUUCAUUGCUUGCCUGUGCUUUGUGGCCAAUGGUGGCGUUUGUUGUUCCUGAACAUCAGCUGGGAACUGCAUAUGGCUUCAUGCAGUCCAUUCAGAAUCUUGGGUUGGCAAUUAUUUCCAUCAUUGCUGGCAUGAUACUGGAUACCCGGGGAUAUUUGUUUUUAGAAGUUUUCUUCAUUGCCUGUGUUUCUUUGUCACUUUUAUCUGUGGUCUUACUCUAUUGGGUGAAUCGUGCCCAAGGUGGGAACCUAAAUUAUUCUGCAAAACAAAGAGAAGAAGUAAAACUUUCCCAUACUGAAUGAGAAGUUUAAAUGACUGUCAUGAGUAUGGACUGUACACAUCAUUGGUUGAAACCACUUUUUAAAGAUUUAGAAUUUAGUCAUUAGGGGAAAUAAUGGUCUGGAAUGUUAUUGUAUUUCAGAUAUACCUACUUCAAGGUAUAUUUGUGAGGACUAUUUUAGCCUGUGUCUUUGUCUUGUGGGUUACUGAAGAAUUCUGCUUUGGAACAGAUAAUCACAGUGACAAGUUUAGAAGAUCUCUCUGGAACGUGCUGAUGAACCUCAGUGAGGACAGUAAACCAUGGAGAACAUUGGGUCUUAUAUUGAGAUGGUUUUCACAAAGUUUAUCUUAGGUAUAUGGUCUUUUCUUUAUCUUAAGCA